UGUCUUAGUGUCUUGGUUGUAGUGAAAACCUCUGCAACCCUUCUGAGUCCAGAGAGCCUCAAAAAGCCAUGUGGGAGCCAGCGAAAAUCCUGCUGUUUGCGCUCGUAACCUUCUCUGUGGCAGCUUUUCAUGAGGCUGGAGAUUUUGCUGGUGACACUGCCAAGGAAAUGCAGAGCUUGUCCUUGGAAGAAACCUUGACAAGUGUGGUCGCACGAGCUACUGCAGCAAAGCGGCGCAGCAAGGCUGAAAUCGAGCAAAUGAAGUCUGCUUGUGUGAAGAACUUUGAGACGGUGGAUGCUGACCGUGAUGACCGGCUUUCGUUGGGAGAAUUCCAGCGACUACUGAAGAUGAUGGGAGAGAAGCAUGGCUUUUGAUGGCCUGCGAGACUGUGCUAAUGCUAGUGCUACGAAGCAUCAUUCCUGCACGCCAUGGUUGCAUGUGGAAAGAGACCUGAUGCAGCGAUGAAGUUGUGAAUGAGACCUUUCA
Molecule: messenger RNA, 486 nt
Organism: Durusdinium trenchii
Lineage: Eukaryota; Dinophyceae; Suessiales; Symbiodiniaceae
Source: the annotation of a GenBank genome assembly